UUGAGCUUCUUCGUCGUCGCGAACGGUAGAAAGAGGGGGAAAGGAAAAGUUAGUCCUUUUGGCUGAUAGGUCGCUCCGCCUUCUGUGCCUUCUCUGCUCCUUCGCCUUGCUCCGAGUCGAAAGCCGCCCGAUCGAUCUUCGUCGACGAGGGAUCCGCACUCGGGGAGCUGCUCUGUCGGCGGGCGCGAGGGGCGGGGCGUAGCGUGGCGAGGAUCGGCUUGCCUUAAGUGGGAAGGUGGAACGCGCCAGGGAAUUGGGAGGUUGAUACGGGUUUGGAUCCGGUAGUGGGAGCGGCGUCUGCCGCCGGUGGAAGAGCCGGCGGAUGGCGUUGUUCAGGAGGCUUUUCUACCGGAAGCCGCCGGAUCGGCUGCUGGAGAUCUCGGAAAGAGUCUAUGUGUUUGAUUGCUGCUUCUCGGUUGAAACUCUUGGGGAACAAGAAUACAGUGAAUACUUGAAUGGCAUAGUCACCCAACUGAAUGAUUACUUCCCAGAAGCUUCGUUCAUGGUGUUUAAUUUUAGAGAAGGUAAUCAAAGGAGCCACAUCUCGGACAUUUUAUCUGACUAUGGCAUGACAGUCAUGGACUAUCCUGUCCAGUAUGAAGGGUGUCCUCUUCUUCCACUCGUGAUGAUCCACCACUUUUUGAAGUCAAGCGAAAGCUGGCUGUCACUGGAAGGGCAACAUAAUGUGUUACUAAUGCACUGUGAGAGAGGAGGUUGGCCGGUGCUUGCUUUCAUGCUUGCUGGUUUGCUCCUUUACAGAAAGCAGUACACCGGAGAGCAUAAGACUCUUGACAUGGUGUAUAAACAAGCCCCCAAGGAAUUACUCCAUCUUUUGACCCCAAUAAACCCACAAUCUUCUCACCUGAGAUAUCUUCAGUACAUAGCAAGACGAGGCAAUGCAUCAGAAUGGCCUCCAAAAGACAUGCCUUUAACCUUGGAAUCAUUGAUUCUCAGGGUAAUACCCAAUUGUAAUGGGGAAGGAGGUUGCAGACCAAUGGUUCGCAUCUAUGGUCAAGAUCCUUUGGCUCCCAAUAGGAAUCCAAAGAUCCUCUUUGCAACUCCUAAGACCAAGAAGUUCAUUCGAAACCACAAGCAGGGGGAGGAGAUGCCAUUAAGGAUAAAUACCCAUUGUCGCAUUCAAGGAGAUGUAGUUAUGGAGUGCAUCCAUAUGGAUAAAGAUCUAGAACACGAGAAGAUGAUGUUCAGGGUGAUGUUCAACACAGCUUUUGUCCAAUCUAAUAUUCUGAUGCUCUCGCGUGAGGAAAUUGAUGUCGUGUGGAAUUCUGAGGAACAUUUUCCUAGAGAUUUCAAAGCUGAGGUGAUAUUUUCAGACUUUGAUGCUUAUGAAUCUGAUUCAAGUUCAGAUACAUUGGUUGAAGAUGGUAAUGAAACAGAAGGUACUUUUACUGAAGCUGAGGAGUUCUUUGAGGCAGAGGAAAUUUUUACUAAUGCAGAUUGGCAUAAUGCAAAUCGAGAUUCUGAAGCAGCAAAAGCUGAAAGUGGAACUUCCACAGAUGGUAGGAAUACCACGUCAGAAACAUACAGUUUAACUGGUGGAACAAUAAAUAGGUUUGAGCAAAGCAAAGAUAAAGAGGAUUCAAAUACAAGAGGUUCCAAUAAGUUAGCAGGUUUUGUUGUGGAAAUGACAAUGGAGAAAGCUCCUAGUAUGCCAGGUCCAGAUGAGACCCAUUCUGAAUUUGGCAAACUUGAGCAUGAUGAUGAUAUUGUGACAGAGAAAUCAGUUACUUCAGAAUGUAUGGUUCAUAUUGAAGAGAAAGGUGUGAUAGAAAGCAGCACAAGUCAACAGAACUUCAAGGAAGUAGCUUCUCCAUUUUUCGAAGAAAAAAAAAUUAUUAGCACGCUUAAGGUUGAUUCUGAAGAUGUAUCAAAGAAGAGUACCAAUCUUAUCUAUAAGAAUCCAAGUCAAGACACAAUUGGUCAUGAAAGAGAGACCGACUCUAGCAGACUUCAAGAGAAAGUCGAACAUUAUAGUGUAAGUACAUUAAGAACCCCACCAGAGACUGUAACUAAAUUUCCUACUGCCUCUAUCAUUAGUGAUGGUAAAAUUAUCAGUGAAAAUUCCAUAUCUCUGGAUGACACUUUUACUUGUCACGAGAAGAACAUAGUAGAAGUCAGCAAAUUCAAACAUGAGGAGAAGGAAAUUAUUGCAGUUGAUGUUGAAGUGAAGAAUAUAGUUGAAACCUUGAAACCUGCAGAUAACCAUGUUAUUGAAAAGACAAUGACCUCAUGUAAUAUGAUUUCUAGGAAUGAAAUUGCAACUGAUACAGCAAAAGCAUUACCAGAAAAAAUUGACCCAAAAUUUGAUAAUGUUACCACGAGUAAAACCCUGGUUGACAAUGGUUGCGAUCAAGAGGGACAAAAUAUAUCAAGAGAAGUGAAGUGUAAAUCCAAAAAGGAAACAGAAAACUCUGUUACUCAAAAGAAAGCAGAGACCAAGACCCUUAUUCAGAAGUCAAAAAAUAAUGAACAGAAGCAAACUUCAGAAGUAUAUCAGCAUUUGACAAUGAAGAAACCAUUAACCAGCACAACGCAACCUGAUUCUCCAGUAUGCAAACCAAUUGUCAAGAAACUGGACUCUUCAGUAGGUCCAAAGAAAUCGACAAAGCCCAAAACAAAUGCUAGGUGGAUCUCACCAAAAAAAGACUCUGAUGCUACGUUAGUGUAUAUUCCACCCCACCCUCCAUCAAGAUAUAAUAGUGCACCUCCUGCUCUGGCCAUCUCUGCAGCUCAAGGGCCAAUGUUGUCUUCAAUCGAGGAAGUACUUCAAUCUUCUUCAGGGUUGAGCACUCUACCUGCCUCUGGAAAUCCACCUCCCAUGUCACAAGUUCAUGAUAGUUCACCUCCACCGCCACCGCCCUUUUCUUUUGCUACUCCAAAGACAGAAAAUGUUGAUACCAUAUAUGCUACGUCACUAAUUCAUUCAUUGCCUUUGCAACCACUGCCACCACCUACUCCACCACCAUUUUCCUCAUUUGGAAUCUCAGAUGAAUCUUUCCAGAUAUCCUCCCAAACCUCACCUUUAGUAACCAAUGUUUCUUAUAUAAAGGUUACACCACCCCCACCUCAUCCUCCUCUUCCAUCCAGUAAAAUUGACUGCUAUGUCACACAUUCAGCACCUCCAUUAGGAGCAUCAAGUGGAGAUCCAUUAAUUCCUUCAUCUUCACCUAUGAUGUCUAAAACAUCCACUAGUUAUUUGCCAUCCCCAUCGAUCAAUCCUCCACCAACACCACCACCACCUCCACCUCCACCUCCACCUCCCUCAGCAAUAUCAUGCAAUAGUUCUUUGACUCCCCCUCCCACUCCCAAUCCCCCUCCCACUCCCAAUCCACCUCCAUCUACAAGAAUUUGUUCUAGUCCUCCUCCACUACCAUCACUUUCAUUGUCGAAUGGUUAUACUAAAGCUCCUUCAAUGGCAUCUCCUCCACCAUCACUGCCUCCUUUGCCUCUCUCAAGUUCUUCAAAGUUUCCUAGUGGUUCCACUCUUAUACCACCUUCUUCUCUAGUACGUGGGGUUCUUUCACCACCCCCACAACCACCAUUAGCACAUGAUAAUAUUCCUUGCCCACCUCUGCCUCUGCCUCCUCCUAAAUCACACGGUGCUUCUCUUCCUCCACCACCUCCUCCUCCUCCUCCAAACUCACAUGCUCCUCCUCCUCCUCCUCCUCCUCCUCCUCCACCACCACCUCUUUCUAACUCACAUGGUGCCCCUCCACCAUCAUCACCUCCUUCAAACUCACGUGGUGCUCCUCCUCCUCCACCGCCACCACCUCCCAAUCCACACAGUAUUCCUCCUCCUCAUCCUCCUCCACCACCACCACCACUACUUCCUAACUCACGUGGUGCUCCUACUCCUCCUGCACCACCACCACCACCACCACCACCACCACCACCACCUCCUUCCACUAAUUUGCAUGGUGUUCCUCCUCCUCCUCCUCCACCUCCUGGACCACGAAGUAAUUCCCCUCCAUCGAUGCCACCUCCACUUUCUCCUCUAGGCCCACAAGUUAGUGCUCCUCCUCCUCCACCACCUCCGAGUUCAUGUGCACCACCUCCACCCCCUCUAGGACCACGUGGUGGUCCUUCUCCUCCUCCUCCUCCUCCUCCCGGUCCACGUGGAAGUGCACCUCCUCCACCUACGCCACCUCGGGCACCAGGCACACCACCACUUCCACCAACCAAUGGCCAAGUUGAUUCAAGAGGGGUAUUUCCCAAUGGAGGAAGAGGUCGGGGGCUCACACGUUCUACAGCCUUAAAUGGAUCAAGUUUGGUGCCCCGUAGGUCAUCGUUAAAACCAUUACACUGGGUGAAAGUAACAAGAGCUGUUCAAGGAAGUUUAUGGGCUGAGCUACAAAGAUCUGGCGAUGCUUCAAGUGCUUCAGAAUUUGAUGUUUCAGAACUUGAAAGCCUCUUUUCAACUGUGGUUUCAAAAACAGAUGAUAGCUCAACAUCUGAUGGACGCCGUAAAUCUGUUGGAUCAAAAUCAGAUAAAGUCCACCUAAUUGAAUUGAGGCGUGCCAAUAACACUGAAAUCAUGCUGACAAAGGUCAAGAUGCCACUUCCUGAUUUGAUGAGUGCUGCUCUGGCAUUGGACGAUUCAAUUUUAGAUGUUGAUCAAGUGGAGAAUCUCAUCAAAUUUUGUCCAACUAAAGAGGAAAUGGAACUCCUAAAGGGUUAUACUGGUGACAAGGAAAGACUUGGCAAGUGUGAGCAGUUUUUCUUGGAGUUGAUGAAAGUUCCAAGGGUGGAAUCCAAAUUAAGAGUUUUCUCUUUCAAGAUUCAGUUUGGUUCUCAGGUUUCUGAACUUAGACAAAGUCUGAACACUAUAGAUUCUACUUGUGCGGAGAUUCGCAAUUCUGAUAAACUGAAGGAGAUCAUGAAGAAAAUUCUUUUCCUUGGUAAUACCUUAAAUCAAGGAACUACAAGAGGCUCAGCUAUUGGCUUUCGCUUGGACAGCCUUCUUAAACUUACUGACACUCGAGCUACUAACAAUAAGAUGACACUUAUGCACUAUUUGUGCAAGGUAAUUGCUUCAAGAUCUCCAUCUCUUUUGGAUUUUCAUGAGCAUCUUAGUAGCUUGGAAGCGGCAUCAAAGAUUCAAUUGAAAUCUUUGGCUGAAGAAAUGCAGGCUAUUGUCAAGGGUUUAGAAAAGGUUGAGUUGGAACUGAAUGCAUCUGAAAAUGAUGGCCCUGUGUCAGAAAUCUUCCGAAAAACCUUGAAGGAAUUUAUUGUUGUUGCUGGAGCUGAGGUACAAUCAUUAACAACACUCUAUACAGCAGCGGGUAGAAAUGCUGAUGCCCUUGCCCUAUAUUUUGGUGAAGAUCCUGCACGCUGUCCCUUUGAACAAGUUAUAGCUACACUUUCAAAUUUUGUAUUGUUGUUCCGUAAAGCACAUCAGGAGAACUGCAAGCAAGCUGAACUUGACAGAAAGAAGGCUGAAAAAGAGAGAGAGAUGGAAAAGUCUAAAACUCUGAUCCAGAACAGUAAAGAUGACUUGAAGGAAUCAAGUUUGAGCCAGCAGUUGACACAAGCAAAGGAGAAGGUUAACUCUAAAAACAGAAGCGAAAAAGACAUUAGAUGACCUCUAAGUGCUCAACGUUGGUUUGUAUCCCGGUUUCUUCCUAGCAGUGAAAUCCAUGAUCCCGUAAAAUCAUGCAAGGCAUCAUAUGAACAAUGGAGAAGGCAGAAUUAAAAAUGUGUGCGCUUUGAAGCACAGUAGACAAGGGUUAAGAAUAGGACCCAGUCUUUGAGGUCUUUGCACAGGGAAUAUCUUUCCAAUGAUCUCAUCUGAUGCUUGCGUUCUACCUCCAUGCCAUGCACGAGCUAUUCGCUUCUUUAUUAAUUGUAGAAGCCCAAGGAUUUGAGAAUUGGAGGUCACAUCUUAUGACCUAUGGCUGGUCAAGCAACUUCAACUCACUGUAGUACCUGUACAGAGCUAAUCCCUUGGUUUGUUUGAUUCUUUAUUUAUUAUUUUUUUUGUAAAAUAGUGAUAUUUCCCUCACUAUGUAUAUUAGGUUUCAAGGUAUUUGAAAGUAAAUGUGAAUAGAGCCCAAUUUUAAUGGGAAAGGCUCUGACCGGGGCCUAAUUUUUCCUAA
Messenger RNA from Zingiber officinale, 6113 nucleotides. RefSeq names its product formin-like protein 18. NCBI's taxonomy places the organism in Eukaryota, Viridiplantae, Streptophyta, Magnoliopsida, Zingiberales, Zingiberaceae. The record is from RefSeq and is a predicted model, not a curated record. The coding region runs from base 323 to 5599 and encodes 1758 amino acids. The transcript has 19 exons.